Molecule: messenger RNA, 987 nt
Organism: Trichomonas vaginalis G3
Lineage: Eukaryota; Parabasalia; Trichomonadida; Trichomonadidae
Exons: 1
Coding region: 1-987 (328 amino acids)
Source: RefSeq, a predicted model, not a curated record
AUGUUUUUAUGUUUUUUCUCCCUCUCUUUAUCAUCUUUCGAUCCUGGUGAGUAUGUAUAUGAUGUUAAAGAGGGUGGAGAAAACUUUAUAAUACCUGGACAAACCACCAUUGUCAUUUCAAAUUCUGAAGAUUUUGCGAUCACCUAUGAUAUUAAAGUAACUAGGAUAAAUUCUCACGUUUAUGAAACACAGGAUAGCCAAGGAUCUAUAACUAUUGUACCACUGGAUAAUUCGCGAAUUACUUAUGCAACGUUCAAAAAAACUUUAUUUUCAUGCACAUCAUACAGUUAUAUAUACGGAGAUAAUGCUUAUUAUUCUAUCGCACAUGAAAAAGGAGUUAAUGAUGAUGAAGAAAUGCAAUCUUCGACAUCAAAAUGUAUAAUUUUUAUCUCUAGCUUUCAAUCUACCUUCGACAUAUCAGCAUCAAGUUUACCAGAAGGCUAUUCUUUGUCGGUUUUUGAUUUAAACGCAAAUCAAAUUAUAACGGUUCAAAAUUCUCAAACUACAAAGCAAAUAGGAUUCUCCUUAUUUGCCGUAUGGACAGCUUCAGCGUUAUUACCAGCUGGCAAGCUAAAAAUUGCAUCUUCUACACUUGGUUCAAAAACAUUAUUUUCAAAGCGAAUUGGGACAACAGAAACGAUCUCAAUUCCUCCUAAUUCGUUUUCCAUAGCCUUAAAUCCAUCAUAUUUUACAUUUUCUUCAACUGCAGAUCAAUUAACAGAUUAUUCAUUUCAAUCUACAGAUAAUGCAAGAGUACAAGUAACGGCAAACUCUCCAGCAACACUAUUUUACACUAUAUACAGUUACGAUUCUCUAGAAUGCAAUACAAUUGACAUUUUUGCAGGAUCAAAUUCUUUUUUGAAUGUAGGUCAGAACGGCGGCAAUGUUUCAUUCACAAUGAACCAAAGGAACUGCUUCCUUGUCACUUCAAUAGAUCUCAUGGAUUAUUCAUUUUUUGCGGAAAAAAUGAAGAUGGACAAAAUUUAA